AUGUAUGCAGAGAAUGGUAUGACAUGGUUCAUUGGAGAUUUCAAUGCUUCAUAUGACAUAGAGGUCAGAAAAUCUAACAGAGAACAGCUGUUCUUUCAUUUUGUACAAUGUACAAAUUUAGUUCCUGUAAACAGUUUAGAUAUUUGCUCCGGCACAAAGUCAACAUUUGUAACAUAUGAUAACAGUUACGAAAGUAUAAUAGACUUUAAUUGUAUACCAGUUGAGAUGUAUGAUUGUGUUACUCAUUGUGAAGUUAUGGAUGACAGUUGUUUAAAUGUGUCAAGGCAUAGGCCUGUGUUAUGCAAAUUAGAAAUUCCAAUCAGUGCGACACGAGACUACAUCGCUACGGAUAGUGAAAAUAUGAAAAUUAAUUGGAAAAAAGUAAGUGAUGUGCAAGUGACGGAAUUCCAACGCAGGCUAAAAGAUAUUUCUUCCCUCCAAUAUUACGCCCAUAAACAACUUAACAAUCAAGAUAUAGACAAGUUUUACGAGAUAAUAUCUUCGUCCCUCAAUAAAUGUGCAGGAUGUAUUUUUCCAAAGAAGCGCUUUAGACCAUAUUUAAAACCCUACUGGAAUUCCCGUUUGACUGAAUUGCAUGACAAUAUGACUCACAGGAGGAACAUAUGGUGCCAACAUGGAAGACCGAAAGAAAAGGGUAAUGAACACUAUACGGAAUACAAAUCGGCCAAACGCGAAUUUAGAAGAUACCACAGAUAUUGCACGGCACAAUACAUGACAGAACUAGACAGGGAAAUCGACCAAACUGCAGAGCUUGACUCGCGCAUGUUUUGGAAAUUAGUUAAUAAUAGACGUAAACAGUCAUACCGUAAAUUAGGCGCCGGUAUGAAAUUUAAUGACACGGUAUUUUGGGACCAACAGGAAAUUACAGAACAAUGGGGACACUACUUUAAGAAACUAUAUACACCUACUGCUGACUCCACGUAUGACUCCAGCUGGAAGACAACUGUCGAAGAGAAAGUACGCGAAACAUUAAACAGGUCUGUACCGGAUCAAAAUGUCAAGAUUGUGCCGGAAUCGAUUACAAGUAUGUUGCAAACAUGCCCGUUGGGAAAAGCAUCUGGAGCUGAUGACAUUGCAUAUGAGCAUCUAAUAUAUGGCGGUGCGUUUGUAUCAAUUAUACUGGCUUCCUUGUUUACCGGUAUGCUUCGAAAUGCAUAUAUACCAGACGUAAUGAAACGUGGAAUUAUUCUGACAAUGCACAAGGGUGGGAAUAAGAGCAGGGACGAUCCUAACAACUACCGUGCAAUAACACUUACAUCAACUGUUCUUAAAUUAUUUGAAAUGGUCCUCGUAGAAAGAACAAAACCUUUUAUUUUACAAAGCUUAAGUCCACAACAAGGUGGCUUCCAGGAAAAGCUUGGCUGCUUAAUGACAUCUUUUGUGUUAAGAGAAUCCAUUUGGUUUAGCAAAGAAAAUUCUAGCAAACUUCAUAUCUGCUUUCUAGACGCAAAGCAAGCGUUUGAUCGAGUGUGA
Messenger RNA from Mercenaria mercenaria, 1494 nucleotides. RefSeq lists its product as uncharacterized. The coding region runs from base 1 to 1494 and encodes 497 amino acids. Lineage: Eukaryota; Metazoa; Mollusca; Bivalvia; Venerida; Veneridae. The transcript has a single exon. The record is from RefSeq and is a predicted model, not a curated record.